GCUUUUCCAGGUCCCCUCUCCCGGUGAACCGGAUGCUGUCAGUUUCCUCCUCGGCGUCCUCGGCCGCCGCACCGGUACCUGGCGAAGCCGCAGGCACCCAGGAGGGCACAGGCAGGGGGCUCCUGGCAGCUGGCCUGGCAGGUGUAGGGCGCCGGUAGGAGCUGGGCGCGCACGGUUACCGAGCGUGGAGGAGACACUGCCCUGCGGCGAUGGGUGCCAGGGGCGCUCCUUCACGCCGGAGACAGGGGGGGCGGCGGCUGCGGUACCUGCCCACCGGGAGCUUUCCCUUUCUUCUGCUCCUGCUGCUACUCUGCAUCCAGCUCGGGGGAGGACAGAAGAAAAAAGAGAAUCUUUUAGCUGAAAAAGUAGAACAGCUGAUGGAAUGGAGUUCCAGGCGUUCAAUCUUCCGAAUGAAUGGAGAUAAAUUCCGAAAAUUUAUCAAGGCACCACCUCGAAACUAUUCUAUGAUUGUUAUGUUCACAGCUCUUCAGCCUCAGCGGCAGUGUUCUGUGUGCAGGCAAGCCAAUGAAGAAUAUCAAAUACUGGCUAACUCCUGGCGCUAUUCUUCUGCUUUUUGUAACAAGCUCUUCUUCAGUAUGGUGGACUAUGAUGAGGGGACAGAUGUUUUUCAACAGCUCAAUAUGAACUCUGCUCCUACAUUCAUGCAUUUUCCUCCAAAAGGCAGACCCAAGAGAGCUGAUACUUUUGACCUUCAAAGAAUUGGAUUUGCAGCUGAACAACUAGCAAAGUGGAUUGCUGACAGAACGGAUGUUCAUAUUCGCGUCUUCAGACCACCCAACUACUCUGGCACCAUUGCUUUGGCCCUGUUAGUGUCACUUGUUGGUGGUUUGCUCUAUUUAAGAAGGAACAACUUGGAAUUCAUCUAUAACAAGACUGGUUGGGCCAUGGUAUCUCUGUGUAUAGUCUUUGCUAUGACUUCUGGCCAGAUGUGGAAUCAUAUCCGUGGACCUCCAUAUGCUCAUAAGAACCCACACAAUGGACAAGUGAGCUACAUUCAUGGAAGCAGCCAGGCUCAAUUCGUGGCAGAGUCACACAUUAUCCUGGUACUAAAUGCUGCUAUCACCAUGGGGAUGGUUCUUCUAAAUGAAGCAGCAACAUCCAAAGGAGAUGUUGGAAAAAGACGGAUAAUUUGCCUAGUGGGAUUAGGCCUCGUUGUCUUUUUCUUCAGUUUUCUACUUUCGAUAUUUCGUUCCAAGUACCACGGCUAUCCUUACAGCUUUUUAAUUAAAUGAAGCAAAGUGGGAUUUCCAUAAAGUGAAUGUUUACCAUGAAGAUAAAUGUUCCAGACAUACUAGUUUGAAUUCUUAAAUUCAUUUCCUUGUUUUCUUGUGAUAAUCUAGCUUAUUCUUGUAUAAGGUUUUUAAAUGUGAGAUUUCCUAGUAAAUGUAAUUUAAAGAAAUUGAUGGUCAAAUUAGAUAUUAGCAUUGGAAAGAACAAAGGAAACAUUAAAGUGUUUUUCAAGCAUAUUACAUUCAGUGUGUGCUAGACUGAAGUGACAAUGUAAUUUUGAA
Rhinolophus ferrumequinum (greater horseshoe bat) is the source of this 1532-nucleotide messenger RNA. It is a transcript of the gene TUSC3, whose product is annotated as tumor suppressor candidate 3. Gene Ontology annotation, cellular component: oligosaccharyltransferase complex. The coding region runs from base 210 to 1253 and encodes 347 amino acids. The record is from RefSeq and is a predicted model, not a curated record. NCBI's taxonomy places the organism in Eukaryota, Metazoa, Chordata, Mammalia, Chiroptera, Rhinolophidae. The transcript is spliced from 10 exons.